Colossoma macropomum (tambaqui) is the source of this 2430-nucleotide messenger RNA. Its product is annotated as myeloid-associated differentiation marker homolog. The record is from RefSeq and is a predicted model, not a curated record. Gene Ontology annotation, cellular component: membrane. The transcript is spliced from 2 exons. Bases 549 to 1598 code for a protein of 349 amino acids. Lineage: Eukaryota; Metazoa; Chordata; Actinopteri; Characiformes; Serrasalmidae.
ACAGUCCGAGGCAACCAAAAACAGAGACAGUAGACAAGCAGGUCAGAGAACAUGACCUCUGCAGGUAGGGAGGGGAAUCUCCAGCCAAGAAUGUGACACAUACUAAGCCAUAUUACUCAGUAACUACAGGGACUUUAGUGCAAACUGGUUGAGCUAUUCUCAGGUUAUAAAAGUGUGUAAUAAAACUUUGGGCCCGCAGGUGGGCCCUGGCCAUUUAAGGGGUUAAAUAAACAAAAGGAUGGUCUCUGACUUUUACGCAGUACUUUACUCAAUUCAGAUGUGUCCUCCAUUUCCACAUUAUAAACCUGGAAUCUAUUUCUAUUACAGCACAAAUGCACAAAAAGAAGAAGAUAACAAGAAAAUCCAUCCACACCCUGCCCAGAAUGUCCUGAGGUUGAAGCUUCCAUGUGGCAAACUCUGAAGAUCAUUUCAUUAGAUGAUGGAUGACAUGGAAACAACUAGUGUUGACCAAACACAUAUAUAAUUAGAUUUGCUUCCAUAAAAGUUAAUCUAAUUUCACUUUAACUCCAAGCUUUCACAGACAGACCAUGGCACUUCUGUACUGGAUGCGUCUGCCAGCUUUGGUGUCCUCUUGUGUGACACUUGGCCUGGUAGCACAUGCAGGUGGAUUGGCUGGAGGAGUUGGUGCGUGGUGUAUAUUUUGCUGGACCUUCAGCUUCAUUGGCACUCUUCUGAUCUUUCUGGUGGAGACGUUUCACUUGACAAAGUAUGUCACGGAGUUCUGGGUCAACUUCCCAGUCACCUUCUCCAGCUAUGCAGCACUGCUGUGUCUCUUUGCAUCCAUCAUCUUUCCCCAUAACUUUAUAGAUGGCCAACAGAAAUACGAUGUGCACAACCACCUUAUAGCAAGUGAGAUUUUCUCUUGUCUGGCCACUUUGGCGUACAUGCUUGAGAUUUGGGUUGCACGGGUGGAGUCAAAGUGCUACAUGGCCACUGCACGAGGUCUUCUGCUGGUCUGCCAAACCUAUGUGGCGGGGAUCAUCUUCUUCUUCAUCAGCAGUCCAGUGUCAUACACGGACCAGGCUGCUGUGAGGUGGUGCAUGGCAGUUUACUGCAUUUGCUUCAUCUGCUCAGCAGGUGGCAUCAUCAAGAUUGUGAUCUGUAACCUUGAGGAGCCAAGAUGGCUAAAACACUACAGCUUGUGUGCUGCUAUCCUGUACUUCAGUGCGACCAUCAUCUGGCCCGUGUUCAAAUUCAACAGCCAUUAUCCAAGUCAAAUCUAUCCCUCUGAAUCCUGCCAGGGUGGUGUAAGAUUGUGUCCUUGGGGCAGACUGGUAGUAGUGUCUGUGCUAACUUCCCUCAACUUCCUGCUUUACUCCUUCAGUAUGUGUUGCUCCUCCUGCACUUCAGGCUUAGAAAAUGAACACCAGUAUGGUGGACUUCCAGACACAUCUACAGUACAAGUCCCAAGUCCUUCACAGCAGUACACAUCAGAUCCAGGCAGACGACUUCUAGGAGACGGCAGCAGGAACCUGCGCAUCUACCAGAGCCUGAACCAGCCCAAUCUUGUGAUGGUUGAACCAAAUGUGAUUGUUUGCAAUGUGGCCUUUGUCAGACAGACUUAUUUAAGCCAAUAGACUUCAGUGAAGCAAUGUUAAAACACAAACCUUCAGAUGGGAUGAUAUUUUUUAUUGAAUUGCAGAACAAGUACUGCUACUAAGUUGUACUGCAGUAAGUCACUCUUUUUAACAUAUUUCUUACCAAGAGAGUAUGCAGAUACUAUUUCUCUGUAAGUGCAAAAAGGAAAAAAAAUCUAAUUACAAAACCUGUUAUUUUUCUUUUUUCUCAUUUUGAUUUAGUAGUAGAGAAAUUUUAUCUAUAUAUUUCAUGAUCAUCCUAAUGUUUUCUAUAAUAUAAUGAUAUAUAUUGAUAUAAAUAUUCUCCAUGCAGCACAGCAAUUAACGUCAGUUCACAUAAGUACUUUUAUUUUUCAGUUUUUGUCUAAUUUUAUUUUUUUGCACUUGGAAUAUGAAAGCAUACAAUAAUACAUUAACCAAAUUACAUUAUAAUUGAUAGGCAGAACUAAACAAUAAUUAGUCAUUACUAAUUUAAUACCUGCUUUUUAUAUGUUAAUAUGUUGUAACACAAGCAUCCUUUGAGUGUGUCAUGUGGAAUGUAGCAGUUAUGUAAGGUGUAAUAAGCAAUACCAUGCUUAAUAACCAUAGCACUAGUGUUUCUUACAGUUUUGCCUUUUAUUUGCUACUGUAAUACGGCAAACUGUAGUUAUGAAUUUGUUUACAAUUGUUUAGUGAGAGUGACUGGGGUUUAAUUUGAGCUUGAAACAAUAAUGCACAAUAACUGAUAUUAAUAACAUUUACAUUAUUUUGUAAUUGUAUGUGGUUAAUUAUAUGUGGUGUUCUAAUAAUGUGCUAACAGGCUUGUACAAUAAAGCACUUUUUUACCCACAAC